Molecule: messenger RNA, 1012 nt
Organism: Cheilinus undulatus (humphead wrasse)
Lineage: Eukaryota; Metazoa; Chordata; Actinopteri; Labriformes; Labridae
Gene: bud31
Product: BUD31 homolog
Exons: 4
Coding region: 170-604 (144 amino acids)
Biological process (GO): mRNA splicing, via spliceosome
Cellular component (GO): nucleus; spliceosomal complex
Source: RefSeq, a predicted model, not a curated record
CAAGAAGAGCAGAUGGACCAUCGUUGGUGACGUCAAACUCUCGCGCCUCAAACGGAUAGAAUACAUCGUCAGGAAAGCAGCUGUUGUUUUAGUUUAAUUUUUCGUAGUUAAUAUCCAUAUUUUUCUCGAGUAUUUAAGUUUUUAAGUAUUUAUAUAUUGUAGGUUGAAGAUGCCUAAAGUGAAGCGCAGCAGGAAGCCUCCUCCAGACGGCUGGGAGCUCAUCGAGCCGACGUUAGACGAGCUGGAUCAGAAAAUGAGAGAAGCUGAGACAGAGCCUCAUGAAGGAAAGAGGAAGGUUGAGUCUCUCUGGCCGAUUUUCAGACUUCAUCAUCAGAGGAGUCGAUACAUUUUUGAUCUGUUCUACAAGAGAAAAGCCAUCAGCAGAGAGCUGUAUGAGUACUGUAUAAAGGAGGGAUAUGCAGAUAAAAACCUGAUAGCAAAGUGGAAGAAGCAGGGCUACGAGAACCUCUGCUGCCUGCGCUGUAUUCAAACACGAGACACAAACUUUGGAACGAACUGCAUCUGCAGAGUCCCCAAGAGCAAGCUGGAAGUCGGUCGGAUCAUUGAAUGCACUCACUGCGGCUGCAGAGGAUGCUCUGGUUAACUCCUGCUCAGCUCUACCUUUCACAUCCGUCUUCUCUAAAAACAUCCCAGCUGCUCUGUCUUACUUCAGUCAUCACAGACAAACAAGCUGAAAAGAAAACAGAUUGAUCUUGAUCCUCCUCAUCGUCAGCUGAUCUUCCCCGGAGCUUGGACAGUAGUUAACGUUAACCACAGCAAGAUUUACAGAGAGGGGCCAUUUUUUUUAUUUCUUAUCAUUGUUUAAAUUUUGUUUUCUAUUGUGUUAAUGUAGACUAGCCUCUGAUCAGCAGGCCUUUAUUAAACUUGCCUCAUUUUAAAUUCUGAUGUCUUCAUAUUCAAAGGGCUGUGAGAAACGUGACUUCUGUUUAACAUUUGAGCUUGUUCAUUGUUUUUCUUGUAGUUUGAUUUUGAAUAAAACAUUUGUGAUCUA